AGAGAACUUGAGAAGGCCUUGCCUCCUCGCCUCGGCCAACAGUGCGAAAUGUGUUGCGGGAAAUUUCGGUAAUUCGUGAACUCCCGUGAUCGAUGUUUGUAAACCCCGUACGUCACGUGGUCUCUUCCUUAGGAUUUAUCGUCGUGAAAAGAAGUCCCAUCUAGAGAAGAGUAUUAGGCCAAAAUAUCUAAAAGAAAACUAGGUUCUUUUUGGACUAAAGAUGACUCAGAACGGAGAUGAUGUCGAUAUGAAAGAACAGGAAACGUUGACAGCAGAAGAGGAAACUGAAGCUCAAACCCUCUUAGAUCAUGGAAUCAGUAAAAUUGUUGCCAAAGAACUUCUGGCCAUUUACAAAACUGAAAAACUAUCCCAGUCCGACUUGGACGAUCGUGCCAUGGAUGCUCUGAAGGAAUUUGCUCCUGAUGAUGCAAUCAAAGUGCUGAAACAAUUUUGCGAAAGUAACUUGGAGCAUGUUGGCAAUAAAAGUGCCUUUUUGUGCGGGCAGAUGAAGACGUACAGGCACAAACUGAGAGCUGGAAAUAUGCCACCAUUGGUGAAGGGUCCAGAUGAUGCAAAGCUGAAGGAAAUCUUGGAUCGCACUGGCUACUCACUUGAUGUGACUACAGGCCAAAGGAAGUACGGAGGACCCCCACCAGGCGGUGACCCCACCCCUCCAGGCUCUGGACAUGAGAUUUUCUGCGGGAAGAUUCCCAAAGAUGUGUUUGAAGAUGAGCUUAUCCCAUUGUUUGAGAAGUGUGGAAAAAUUUGGGAUAUGAGGUUGAUGAUGGACCCCAUGACAGGACUGACUCGUGGGUAUGGAUUCAUCACUUUUUGUGAGAGAGAGGCAGCUUCAGAGGCAGUAAAUCAGCUGCACAAUUAUGAGAUAAGACCUGGAAAACAGCUGAAAGUCAAUGUGUCCAUUGCCAAUGUGAGGUUGUUUGUUGGCAACAUCCCAAAAAACAAGUCCAAAGAUGAAAUCAAGGAAGAAUUUGGGAAAAGAACAGAUGGAUUGGUAGAGGUUAUUGUGUAUGGCUCUGCUGACAAUCCAAAGCAGAAAAAUAGAGGUUUUGCAUUCCUGGAGUAUGAGACCCAUAAGCAAGCCUCUAAUGCGAAGAGGAAGCUGCAGGCCGGACAUCCAAAGUUCUGGCAGUGUGAUGUCAUCGUCGAUUGGGCGGAUCCAAUGGAAGAGCCCGAUGAUGAGACUAUGUCGAAGGUGAAAGUCCUGUAUGUCAGAAACCUGACAUCUGAUGUCACUGAAGACAUGCUGAAAGAAAAGUUUGGUGAAUUUGGCAAGGUGGAGAGGGUGAAGAAGAUCAAGGAUUAUGGAUUUGUCCAUUUUGAAGAGCGAGAUGAUGCCCUGAAGGCCAUGGAGGGUCUGAAUGGACAGAAGGUUGGCAGUUUAGAUAUCAACAUCUCGCUUGCAAAACCGCCUUCUGAGAAUAAGAAAAAGGAGCAGAGGAAACGUGAUCAGGAGCGCCGCUUGAUGAGGGCGGCCUACUACGGUUUUGAUGACUACUGGCCACCAGCACGUGGUGGUGCCCAAAGAUCUGGACUGAGACGACCUCCUUAUCCAGAACCCUUCUAUGAUGAAUACUAUGGGUACGAUGACUAUGACUACUACGGAAUGCCACCAUUCCCCCCCAUGCGUGGUGGACGUGGAGGAAGAGGCAUGCCCCCUCCGCCUAUGCGAGGUGGUGGGGGCCUUCGUGGCCACGCAAUAGGAGGUCCGGCAACACGCGGGGCGGCCGGUAGAGGUCGUGGCGCUGGACCUGCCCGGGGAGCCUCACGCGGGGGACGUGGGGCUAGCAACGGAAACAGCCCGUCGGCAGGCUCUUCACCAGUCGCGGCCAGGGGAGGAAAACGGAAAGCAGGAACAGACUUCACGUCUGGGACUUCGAAGCGACGGAAUACGGACAGUUGGGGCUCACAGCCUAUUGCGCAGCAGCCCUUGAAGCAAGAAAUGAAGCAGGAUAUGUAUGGAGCCAUUAGCUAUGAUGGGAAUGAUGGUCAAGAGUGGUACCAAGAUUCGUAUGGGCAGCAGUGGAAAUGAAACUCACUACUACCAAAAUCUUGUGAUAAAAUUCAGUCCCUGCCCAUAUGUGUAAAAUAAUUGUUACAAAAGAUGGUUAAUAUUGGGCUGAAAUUGCAGCCUGGUAAAUUAACGACCCACGUGAAGUAUGAGGUCAUGUGAAACAAAGGGGGGUCACUGGCAUCUGUCUUUGGCCCAGUUAAAAAGGCUUCGAAAAUUAAUGCUGGGCACCAGUAGUUGUUCAAUAUAUUUGUACAUUCAUCUUCUCCUGGCCUACGUCUCGUGUAUAUAUAAUUUUUUUGAUCUUUAUAAGCAUAUCCCCCCAAAGAUUUUUCUUUUUCGGCAAAGUCUGAAUUAAAAAACUUUAUUCGGUCUCCUAUAUAUAAUUAUCUCAUCAUAACCUCAGGCUUUAUAAGCACCAGGCAUGAAUGGAUAAUGCCCAGAUUCCGCACCGUGUGGUCUCGGGCUCAAGGGUUCCGUUCUACGGCAGCUUAUGCACAAAACCAGGACCAAAAAGAUUGGAUCCUGCAAUGCAUGCCGCAUCUGCAUCCAACAGAGUACGCCCACGGCCGCCUCUGCCGUAAUGUUCGCUAUUAAAGUGAACAGGUAGAGGCCUGGCGUGGGUUCAACAUUGUCAUCCACGUUGUAGGGAUAGUACGAAAAUUACUCUGGAAAUCUUUUUUCAUCUUGUGAAUCUUUUUUAAUCCAGAAUGCCGAAAAAUAGUUUUAAGAAGUGUAUCAGUAUUUUACUGUUUUAUUGUUUGGUGUUUCGUACUGGAAUUUGUGUAAAUUGUCAUGUAGUGAAAUGACAAGUUCAUUAAAAAUUUGCUUGAAAUUCAAAUAAUGGCAAAUAUUCAAGGUUAGUGGAAUUGAUCCGAAAAUGAAGUAGGACUAAUGAAACUUGGUGUUUAAUCUGGACCCUUCAGUUGCCACGGAGGAGUUGGCACAGAUUGUUUAGCAUUCCACUAACCGAUUUGUUAUUUUCAUACAUGCAUCUUCAUAUAUCAUCACAACGCCAUCCUCAUCUCGCUUCAUCUCGCCAUUGUCAUGUGUUCAUGCAAUAAAAUUGCAUUUUAUGUACAAAAA
Molecule: messenger RNA, 3115 nt
Organism: Aplysia californica (California sea hare)
Lineage: Eukaryota; Metazoa; Mollusca; Gastropoda; Aplysiida; Aplysiidae
Product: heterogeneous nuclear ribonucleoprotein R
Cellular component (GO): ribonucleoprotein complex; nucleus
Molecular function (GO): mRNA binding
Source: RefSeq, a predicted model, not a curated record